This is a messenger RNA of Paramisgurnus dabryanus, 2451 nucleotides long. RefSeq names its product peripherin 2a (retinal degeneration, slow) (gene prph2a). Gene Ontology annotation, cellular component: plasma membrane. The record is from RefSeq and is a predicted model, not a curated record. Gene Ontology annotation, biological process: visual perception. Lineage: Eukaryota; Metazoa; Chordata; Actinopteri; Cypriniformes; Cobitidae.
CUAUAAGAAAUCUCAAACAAUUGCUGGCGUGCCUAAUAGACAACGAUCCUCAAGACCCUUAAAGCAGAAAUGGUGCAGUCUUGCGUAUUUGGCUCCUGGUUUUUGGUGUCCCAUUAAUGAUGCCAGUUAAACCAUGUGACCAGUCAAGCCAAUCACACACCAUGGCAGCAGCUUACAGAUAGGCUCAUCUGUAGGUCAGGGAUUUCUGUAAAUGGGAUGAGGGUGAUUAGCUGGGUUUACGAUGACGUACAGUAUCUUUGUGUUUAAUCAUUCGGAUCUUUGGUGUUUGUCCUCUCUUCACAGGUAGAGCCCUAUUUGCUUCACUACCUGCACACAUUGCUAGUUUUAAUCAUUGUGGAUGAAAAUCUAUUUUGAAUCGUGAUGACAGGGCGAUACACUUGCAUUUACCUUUAGGCCGAUUGGGUCUUUGUUUAUUAUGGGUGCGAAGACAGUCAUGAAAAUAGCCAACAAGUGCUUGCUUUACUGGAAUGGAUUACAUAUUGCACCUUGAGCAACGUUAAACUUUUGUCAGCUGCGUUUUACGAUUAUUUGUGGACUUAAAAGAUAUCUGGACUUUUAAUAGUCAUCCAACAUGGCUCUUAUGAAGGUGAAGUUUGACCUAAAGAAACGGGUGAAGUUGGCCCAAAUGCUUUGGCUCAUGUACUGGGUCUCUGUUAUGGCCAGUGUGCUCGUCUUCAGCAUGGGCCUUUUCUUUAAAAUCGAAUUGCGCAAGAGAAGUGAACUCAUGGACAACAAUGAAAGCCAUUUUGUACCUAACUUGCUAAUUGGUGUGGGUCUUUUGGCGUGCGGCCUCAAUGCAUUUGGGGGCAAGAUCUGCUAUGAUUCCCUUGAUUCCAGCAAGUUUGCAAAAUGGAAAAGGGUUUUGAAGCCCUUUCUCAUUUGUUGUUUGUUCUUCAACGCUUUCCUCGUCCUUACGGCUGUGAUGUGUUUUGCCACGCGCAUACCUCUACAGUUCACCCUCGCUGAGGGGCUGAAAAAUGGCAUGAAGUACUAUAAGGACACAGAUACACCUGGGCGCUGCUAUAUGAAAAGAACCCUGGAUCUCAUGCAGAUGGAGUUUCGCUGCUGUGGCAACAACAAUUAUAAAGACUGGUUUGAGAUCCAGUGGGUGAGCAACCGUUACCUGGAUUUCAGCUCCAAGAAUGUCAAAGAUCGAAUCAGCAGUAAUGUGGAUGGAAAAUAUUUAAUGGAUGGAGUUCCCUUCAGUUGCUGCAACCCGAGCUCACCAAGACCUUGCAUACAACAUCAAAUAACCAAUAACUCAGCUCACUACAGCUAUGACCACCACACAGAAGAUCUUAACAUCUGGAAACGCGGAUGCCGGGAUGCCCUCGUAUCUUACUACGGAGGAAUGAUGAACACGAUUGGGAUACUUGUGCUGCUGGUUACUGCUUUGGAAGUUGCCGUCAUGAUUGGUCUACAAUAUGUUAACACCUCUCUAUCCACGCUGGUAAAUCCUGAAGACCCUGAGAGUGAGAGCGAAGGCUGGAUCCUGGAGAAAACUGUCAAAGAAACUUUUACUGACAUCAUGGCUAAAAUGAAGGCCAUGGGCAAAGGCAAUCAAGUGGAUGAGGGUGCACAGGAAGAGGGUGUUGCCACUGUAAGCUGAACAAGCCACACCCACAGAACUUUGGCCACGCCUACAUGAUGCAAAGUGCUUGGGGACACAGCCUGAAGUCUGGAGCUUACUGUAUAUCCUUAACACUACACAAAGUGAAGACAAUGGCAGUUAGUUAAGCACCUGUGAAGAAAAAAAUGUAAAUAUGACUGUUAGCUUUUAAUUGGUAUAGAAACCCUAAUAUUGACCUUACUAGAUAAAGCACACAUUAAUAUCCAAAUAAAGAGGUGUUUUAAAUAAUUCAUCAACGUGUAUUUUUAACAAUCGUUGCAUUUCACAUUGACAUGGCACUGAAUAAUUAUAUAGUCAAACAUUUACAUAUUUUCUAAUUCAAUUGGUGUGAUUUAUUGCAUGUUAGAGCUGCCAUCAGGCUAUCUAGUCAGGGGUUUAUUUAAAGUAAAGCGAAAAAAUAGCUCCCAUUGUGAUUCUUCAUCAAAAUGCAUAUUUUAAAGUAGGCUAUCUACUAAAAAAGCACUUGAUUUUGGGGAUAGGGCAAAGGGUAUGAAAAAUUAAUUUAUUAUUUUGUGGCCUGCCUGAUGAGCACAAUAAAAUUCAACAAAGUGUAAAGUUCAACAAGUGAUUUCAUCAGAGUUAAUCGGAGAAGCUGACUUUGCAGUUUUGGGAGAUGCAAAAGUUUAGACCCCAAAAUAACCAGGUACAGAGGGGGCACUUGAGAAGACCCCUGGAGUUCAGAAGAAAGCUUAAGAUUGGCAGCUAAACCCUGACCUGUGACUUCUGCAUUCCCAAGUUGGGAUCUCCUGUGCUUUUACACCUGCACAUUUACUUUAUAAAAUGCCAGUGACUGAAACUCA